Volvox carteri f. nagariensis is the source of this 2013-nucleotide messenger RNA. RefSeq lists its product as uncharacterized. Lineage: Eukaryota; Viridiplantae; Chlorophyta; Chlorophyceae; Chlamydomonadales; Volvocaceae. The transcript has 13 exons. Gene Ontology annotation, molecular function: 5'-nucleotidase activity. Bases 1 to 2013 code for a protein of 670 amino acids. The record is from RefSeq and is a predicted model, not a curated record.
AUGAAAAUCCAGUCACACCUUGAACUCUCUAGUUCUUUAGCUCUCAACCCGUACGUGGAGAGUAUAGUUUCGAACUGGGUCAUCAAUGCACCCGGUUCCCCGAACCACGACGUGCGUACACGAACACGCCAAUACACACAUGCACACACGCGCGCGUACAAAAACCGUCCCAACCCGUGUCUUGUUCUCAGUUCACAGGUUCUUAACCCCCCGGUUUCCCAUUUCCUCUUCUCGGCCCCCCCCCCCAAAACCCGGUCAGUUCUACGUUCGGUCAGUUCUACGUUUGGUACACUCUUGCCCUGGCAGCAGCUUCACUCGUGUGUGGUUCGUCUUUCCCCCCAAAACCCCCACACCCCACCCGCGAACACCCCCUCCCAGGGUUACGGGAGCCAUCCGCCCCCCCGGCGGGGCAGUGUGCCGCUGUGGACCGACGACCCCAUUCCGCCGCUACCCCGACUGCCCGUACAGCGUAGAAUAUUCUGCAACCGGGCUUUGAACAUGAAGCAAAUAAAGGCCAUCGGGUACGACAUGGAUUACACGUUGGCGCAGUACAAGCCGGACACCUUCGAGGGCCUUGCGCAUAAAGAAACCGUGUCCAAGUUAGUCGAGGUGUUUCGAUACCCCGAGGAGCUGCGUCGGUUGGACUUCCAGUGGGACUACAUGACCAAGGGCCUCAUCAUUGACAAGUCUCAACCCAAUCUCGUUUCCCUCCCCCUCCCCCUCAAUCUGCAAUCCUUCCAGGUUGCGUAUCACGGCUUUCAGGAGCUGCCCGUGGAUUCCGUGUACAACGGUCACCACUCCUCGGGGGCUGCCGGCGCUGGUGUGUUUGACGAGGCCGGGGGGUACGGCAUGGUGGACACGUUGUUCAGUCUGGCUGAGGCCUACCUGUACAUGCAGCUGGUGGAAAUGAAGGAUCUCUACCGCGACCUCCGUACGGCAGUGGACAUGUGUCACCGUGACGGCUCCUUGAAGCGGGCGGUGGCGGCCAACCCGGAAAAAUUCAUCCACCGGGACGAGCAUCUGGUGCAUGUUCUUGAGACCCACCGCGCCAGUGGCCGCGCUGUGUUCCUCGCGACCAACUCGCUGUUCGACUACACCAACGUGGUCAUGAACUUCCUCAUAUCGGGGAGAACCGGUGCGUGUGUGUGUCCUCAAAAGACCUGCGAGUGGUUGCAGUACUUCGAUGUCGUGAUGGUGGGUUGCGCCAAGCCCUCCUUCUUCCAGCACAGGGCUCCGCUCUUCUCUGUGGACGUCAACACAGGUAGGGAAGGGAGGGGGGAGUCGCCAAUCCGCGGCAGCAGCAGCAGCGGCGGCGGCGGCGGCGGCGGCGGUAAUGUGUUUCAGGGCGGUUGGUAUCUGGACCUCCACAAAAUGCUUGGAGUAACGGAGGGCAGUCAGGUGUUGUACGUUGGUGAUCACAUCUACGGUGACAUUGUCAAAUCCAAAAAGGAUAUUGGUUGGCGGACGAUGUUGGUGGUUCCGGAGCUGGAGCUGGAGCUCGAGAAGCUCGGCCGGUCUAUGAAAAUGCAAGAGGAGUUACGGCAGUUACGGCAGUUGCGGGACGAGUACGACGACCGGAUCCAGCGGUUGAAGUGGAGUAUUCGCUGCAGCAGCAGCCGCCAGGGGGCCCCGGGGGCCUCCAGGGGGGGGGAGGACGGAUCCGCCGAGGCGCAGGCGGACAGGGCGCAGCUGAAGUCCCGUCACAGCGCCCUCCUCCGCGCCCACCACCGGCAGUUCCACCCCAUUUGGGGGCAGCUCAUGAAGACGGGGCACCAGAACUCCAGAUUCGCACACCAGAUUGAGCGUUACGCCUGCCUCUACACGAGCCACAUCAACAACCUGGCCUUCAUCUCCCCGGAGAAGAGUUUCAUGGGCCGAAUGGAUUUGAUGGCGCAUGAGUGGGAGGAUGAGGAAGCGGUCAUGGGGGGCCUGGGGGUGUCGGGGGUAGGGGUGGGGGUGGGGGUGGGGGGUUCCAAGUCGAAGGGCGGUCAGGCUCGGGAGCCGGGGCGGUGA